Molecule: messenger RNA, 794 nt
Organism: Cynara cardunculus var. scolymus (artichoke)
Lineage: Eukaryota; Viridiplantae; Streptophyta; Magnoliopsida; Asterales; Asteraceae
Product: citrate-binding protein-like
Exons: 2
Coding region: 35-688 (217 amino acids)
Source: RefSeq, a predicted model, not a curated record
GAACAUAACCAUAGUGAUCCAAGGAUCUUGAAAGAUGAAUAGUCAUCGAACAUAUUUUGAGUUGUAUAUUUCACUUGUUUUUCUGUUGGUUAUGAGAUGUGAAGCCAUUGACACGACAAUAGGGUUUGUAUCACAACCAUUAAAUCAAUCCAAUUUCGACAUCCAAAAGCCAUACGAUGUUCCCCUCCAACAACGAUACAGCUUCUCCAAUGGCGUUCACAAGCUUUGGGUGUUUAAAACAGACAAACCUCACUCAAGAACCAGCAAAACCAGCCCACGUACCGAGAUUCGUAUUCGAGGUUAUGAUUACGCUUCAGGUGUUUGGCAAUUCGAAGGUUAUGGAUACGUGCCACGUGAGACAACCGGGGUGUGUGUGAUGCAAGUUUUUGGGUCGAACCCCCCACACGCUACAAACACAAUGCUCAUAGUGAAGGACACAAGUCUUUACUAUUACAGGAGAACCGUCAUUCUUUCUAAUUUAUACAACAAGUGGUUUCGUUUGAACGUUAUACACGACGUGGACCGCAACACUGUUAAAGUCUACAUAGAUGGGGUUCUCAAAUAUGAUGGAGCUGGACGCCGUGGAAAAUCGCAUUAUUUCAAGUGCGGGUUGUACUCCCAGAAGGACGGUUCGUCCUAUAUGGAGUCUCGUUGGAGAGAUAUCAGAAUCUUUAAAAGACAUGAUUAAACGUCGAUAUCAUAAUCUUCAAAAAACAUGGUUCAAGUUCCUGGCUUUAGGGCCAUCGAAGGGUUUGUUUAAUUGUUAAUUUCAGGAUCUCAUACGAUCAGUGAAG